Hydra vulgaris (swiftwater hydra) is the source of this 1994-nucleotide messenger RNA. Lineage: Eukaryota; Metazoa; Cnidaria; Hydrozoa; Anthoathecata; Hydridae. The record is from RefSeq and is a predicted model, not a curated record.
UUGAAUGCAAAUGACAUCCAUUUUAAAAUUUUAUUAAGCAUUUGUUGUUCUUGGAUGUCACAUGUAUUGUUUUACUGCAGCGUUAGAAAGUUGAUAGAAUCUGUGUUUAUCAAGUUUUGUGAGUUUUAAUAACUGAUUUCUGAACUUUAAUAUAGUGCCUAUUUGAAUAAUUAUCACAAAUUACGCAAAUAUUUAAAAUACUGUUUAUAAAUAAAUUAAAUUAAAAUGCCCCGUCAACGUCAACGUACCACAACGCACAGAUCGUAUUCCAUUGAUGCUUUAAAAACGGCAACUGAAAAAAUUAUAAAAGGAGAACUAUCGAUAAGAAAAGCAGCGGCCAGUCAUCAGAUACCAAAAAAUACAUUAGCCAGGUAUGUGCUCAAAGUUAAAAAUACACCUGAUGGAGUUAAGGUUAAUUUUCGACCAUCAAAUGAACAUUUACUCGUUUUCAACUCAAGUGAAGAAUUGCUAUUGAAAAAAUAUAUUCAAGAUGCAGUCAACAUGCAUCAUGGACUUUCAUUUACCCAAGUUCGUCGCUUAGCUUUUGAGUUUGCCAUAGCAAAUAACAAAAACGUGAAAUGUAAUUGGACAGAAGAAAAAAUGGCUGGAAUAGAAUGGCUGCAUUCAUUUAUGAGACGACAGAGUUUGGCGCUAAGAACCCCCGAACAAACUAGUCUUAGCCGUUGCACUAGUUUCAAUAAAACUAAUGUUGGAGCAUUUUUUUCAAAUUUAGAAGGUGUUAUUAACCGAUUUAAUCUACAAGCACAAGACAUUUUUAACUUAGAUGAGACUGGUCUCACAAGUGUACAUAAACCAGUAAAAGUUUUAGCUUUAAAGGGGCAAAAGCAAGUUGGCCAGGCAACAUCAGCUGAACGAGGUGUCUUGGUUACAGCAUGUUGUAUUGUUGGAGCUACAGGAACUGCAAUACCUCCAUAUUUGCUGUUUCCCAGAGUGUUUUUUAAGGAACACAUGAUUAAAGGCGCACCUGUUGGAACAAAAGGUGCAGCAACAAAAUCUGGAUGGAUGAUUUCAGAUAUUUAUAUUGAUGUCCUCAAACAUUUUGUCGAUCACGUAAGACCUACAACAGACAGUCCAAAGUUGAUAUUAUUAGACAACCACGAGAGCCACUUAAGUAUUGCUGCGUUGAAUUAUGCAAAGACUAAUGGCAUAAUGUUGCUGACCUUCCCUCCGCACUGCAGCCAUAAGUUGCAGCCUCUGGAUGUGAGCGUAUUCGGUCCCUUAAAAAAACACUACAACAGAGCCUGCAAUGAUUGGAUGACAAACCAUCCUGCGACUCCAAUCACAAUUUAUGACAUAGGAGAAUUACUGGGGACUGCUUUUCCGUUAGCAUUUACGCCAAGGAAUAUUUCCCAAGGGUUCAAAGCAGCAGGAAUCUGUCCAUUUGAUUCCCAAAUAUUUACAGAGGAAGAUUUUUUAGCUGCAACAGUUACAGAUAGACCAGAUCCAACUGUUUCAGAUACAACCAUUGAAUCGACAACAUUACCCUCAACAUCAGUAUCAACCACCAUAGAAAUACCAACCUCACUAACUGACUGUCAACUUAUUUCUCCGGAACAAAUACGACCAUUCCCUAAAGCCGGAAUGUGUAAAAAUAACAGAAAACCAAGGCAGUAAGGAAAGUCUGCUGUUUUAACGGAUACUCCAGUCAAACGGCAAUUGGAAGAAGCUGCACAAAUGCGUGCAAAUAAAUCUAAGCCUAAGUCCAUUGCCCCAAGAAAAGAAAAGCGUAAAAUAUUAAUAGAGUCCAGUGAUGAAGGAUCAUCAGAAGUAGAGUAUGCCGAUUCUUCAUUGGAUAUUUCAGAAUUAUCUUCUGGAGAAGAUACGGAUGAUUUUAACCAGCCCAUAACCGUCGAUGAUUUCGUGCUUGCUAUGGUGCACGGAGCUAAGAAAAAGUCUAGCAGGCACUAUAUUGCCAAAAUAAUUUCGAAAACGCAAGAUGGUUUCAGCGUUAAGUGGCUGAAAAAUCAAAAUAG